Messenger RNA from Drosophila takahashii, 558 nucleotides. RefSeq lists its product as uncharacterized. The record is from RefSeq and is a predicted model, not a curated record. NCBI's taxonomy places the organism in Eukaryota, Metazoa, Arthropoda, Insecta, Diptera, Drosophilidae.
AUGGUGUCACAUUUAUCCGUGAAAUGCCUUCUAAUAACAAUAACAGCCGCUAUUUUGUUGAGCUCGAAUUUGAGAAGCGAGUGCGGACGGUCAAAAUCAAGAUUUACCAACAUGCUUUGCGAAUCCUAUAACGAAUCGUACGCAAAAUUUAAAAAAUGUAAACUUAAUUUGCUUGGAAGAGGUCGAGUUGCUGCCGAUUUUUACCUAAAGCUGUUUGAACUGCCUAUAAACAACUCAUGGAUAAAUUGGUCUAUUUAUCGGCGCUACAAUGGGUUUCGUCCGUUUCUGUACAAUAUCAGUACAGAUUUCUGCCAACUUUUAGGAAGGAACAAUUUUUUGUCAUUCGAAGGACUUGUAAUUAAUGCCGUCAUGACCCGGUCCAAUUUAAAUCACUCCUGUCCGUACAAUCAUGACAUCAUUUUGGAUAAUCUAGAAUUUUCGGAUGAUUUUCUAAAAACUCUUCCCCUUCCGCAAGGCGUCUAUAAAAUACAAUUGCGUUUUGCCACCUACAAAGUUUGGAGGGUUCAGGUAACGAUGUUUCUUGAAAGAGAAGAAUAA